Haliaeetus leucocephalus (bald eagle) is the source of this 4535-nucleotide messenger RNA. It is a transcript of the gene RPTOR, whose product is annotated as regulatory associated protein of MTOR, complex 1. Gene Ontology annotation, cellular component: TORC1 complex; cytoplasm. Lineage: Eukaryota; Metazoa; Chordata; Aves; Accipitriformes; Accipitridae. The coding region runs from base 285 to 4340 and encodes 1351 amino acids. Gene Ontology annotation, molecular function: protein binding; protein-macromolecule adaptor activity. The record is from RefSeq and is a predicted model, not a curated record. Gene Ontology annotation, biological process: positive regulation of protein serine/threonine kinase activity; regulation of autophagy; TORC1 signaling. The transcript has 35 exons.
GCCGGGCCGGGAGACGCCGCCUUCCUCUGAGCCCGGACGGGGCUGCUGUCCGCGGGUGGAGGAGGAGGAGGAGAGUCUCUAGGUGGAAGGCGCUGCUUCCUCCGGGCUCGUCCUUACCUGCACACCUGGGAGAGGAGCCUCCCUCUGCCCUUGCCCCGUCCUCCCCCCCCCGCCCCCCCGCCAGCCCGCCUCUGCGCCUCCACUUGCCGGAGGGAUUCCCUCGGCCCCCGCUGCGUGCUGGGCUGGAGAUUGCUGCUCACUUGUUGCCUGGCAUUUCCCCUCUGAUGGAGUCUGAGAUGCUGCAGUCGCCUCUUCUGGGGCUUGGGGAGGAGGAUGAGUCUGACCUGACUGACUGGAACUUGCCUCUGGCCUUUAUGAAGAAAAGGCAUUGUGAGAAGAUCGAAGGCUCCAAGUCUUUGGCUCAGAGCUGGAGGAUGAAGGACCGGAUGAAGACUGUUAGUGUUGCCUUAGUUUUGUGCCUAAAUGUCGGUGUGGACCCUCCUGAUGUAGUGAAAACUACUCCCUGUGCCCGUCUGGAGUGUUGGAUCGAUCCUCUGUCAAUGGGUCCUCAAAAAGCUCUGGAAACAAUUGGUGCAAACUUACAGAAGCAGUAUGAAAACUGGCAGCCAAGAGCCAGGUACAAGCAGAGUCUUGAUCCUACGGUGGAUGAAGUUAAGAAACUGUGUACAUCUCUGCGUCGAAACGCCAAGGAAGAGCGGGUACUUUUCCACUACAAUGGACAUGGUGUCCCCAGGCCAACAGUAAAUGGGGAGAUCUGGGUCUUCAAUAAGAACUAUACUCAGUAUAUUCCUCUCUCCAUAUACGACCUGCAAACUUGGAUGGGCAGUCCUUCCAUUUUCGUCUAUGAUUGCUCUAAUGCUGGCCUUAUUGUCAAGUCAUUCAAACAAUUUGCACUACAGAGGGAGCAAGAGUUGGAGGUGGCUGCAAUUAACCCAAACCAUCCACUUGCUCAAAUGCCUUUGCCGCCAUCGAUGAAGAACUGCAUACAGCUGGCAGCAUGUGAAGCCAAUGAAUUGCUACCCAUGAUCCCUGAUCUGCCAGCUGACCUUUUCACAUCAUGCCUUACUACGCCGAUCAAAAUUGCUCUGAGAUGGUUCUGUAUGCAGAAGAGUGUCAGACUGGUGCCAGGAGUCACACUGGAUUUAAUAGAGAAGAUUCCUGGAAGACUGAAUGACAGGAGAACUCCCCUGGGAGAGCUGAAUUGGAUCUUCACCGCUAUCACAGACACCAUUGCAUGGAAUGUCUUGCCUAGAGAUCUUUUCCAGAAGCUCUUCAGGCAAGACCUGCUUGUGGCCAGUUUAUUUCGUAACUUUCUCUUGGCAGAAAGAAUUAUGAGAUCUUACAACUGUACCCCUGUCAGCAGCCCUCGUCUACCUCCAACGUACAUGCAUGCGAUGUGGCAAGCAUGGGACCUUGCAGUUGAUAUUUGCCUUUCCCAGUUACCUACAAUUAUAGAGGAAGGAACUGCUUUUAGGCACAGUCCCUUCUUUGCGGAGCAGCUGACUGCUUUCCAGGUGUGGCUGACCAUGGGUGUGGAGAACCGCAAUCCCCCGGAGCAGCUCCCCAUCGUCCUGCAGGUGCUGCUGAGCCAGGUACAUCGGCUGCGGGCUCUUGAUUUGCUGGGAAGAUUUUUGGACCUGGGUCCCUGGGCAGUUAGCUUGGCCCUGUCUGUUGGCAUUUUUCCGUAUGUGCUGAAGCUACUUCAAAGUUCAGCUCGUGAGCUGAGACCACUCCUUGUCUUCAUCUGGGCCAAAAUUCUGGCAGUGGACAGUUCAUGCCAAGCUGACCUUGUGAAGGACAACGGUCACAAGUAUUUCCUUUCAGUUCUGGCAGAUCCUUAUAUGCCAGCUGAACACAGGACAAUGACGGCUUUUAUCCUGGCUGUAAUUGUUAACAACUACAACACUGGACAGGAAGCUUGCCUUCAAGGAAACCUGAUUGCUAUUUGCCUGGAGCAGUUAAAUGAUCCACAUCCUCUUCUGCGUCAGUGGGUGGCCAUUUGUUUAGGACGUAUUUGGCAGAACUUUGACUCAGCCAGGUGGUGUGGUGUGAGAGAUAGCGCUCAUGAAAAACUCUACAGUCUUCUCUCGGAUCCAAUCCCAGAGGUUCGCUGUGCUGCAGUCUUUGCACUGGGAACAUUUGUGGGCAACUCAGCUGAACGGACCGAUCACUCCACCACCAUUGAUCACAAUGUAGCUAUGAUGUUGGCCCAGCUCAUCAACGAUGGGAGCCCCAUGGUUAGAAAGGAGCUGGUGGUGGCUUUAAGUCACCUGGUGGUUCAGUAUGAGAGCAACUUCUGCACCGUCGCCUUGCAGUUCAUGGAAGAAGAGAAGAACUACCCUCUCCCUUCUCCAGCUGCCACAGAGGGUGGGAGUUUGACACCAGUGCGAGAUGGUCCAUGUACACCGAGGCUGCGGUCUGUCAGCUCUUAUGGGAACAUCCGAGCAGUUACCACAGCUAGGAACCUGAACAAGUCCUUGCAGAACCUCAGCCUGAAUGAAGAAUCUGGAAGCUCUGUUGCAUUUUCUCCUGGGAAUCUCAGCACCAGCAGCAGUGCCAGCAGCACCUUGGGCAGCCCUGAGAAUGAAGAGUAUAUCCUGUCGUUUGAGACUAUUGACAAGAUGAGACGAGUCAGCUCUUACUCUUCUCUGAAUUCACUAAUAGGUGUGAGUUUCAACAGUGUUUAUACCCAAAUUUGGAGAGUACUCCUUCACCUAGCUGCCGACCCCUAUCCUGAUGUCUCCGACUUGGCUAUGAAAGUUCUCAACAGUAUUGCCUACAAGGCAACAGUAAACGCUCGCCCCCAGCGCAUCCUCGACACCUCCUCACUGACUCAGUCUGCCCCUGCCAGCCCCACCAACAAGGGCAUGCACAUCCAUCAAGUGGGAGGGUCACCUCCAACCACUAGUACAAGCAGCUCCAGCCUGACAAAUGAUGUGACAAAACAGCCAGUCAGUCGGGACAUCACAUCUGUAAGACCUGCCAAUGUCGGCAACAUGGGGGUUCAGUAUACUCCCCACUCCCACCAAUUCCCCAGGACAAGAAAAAUGUUUGACAAAGGGCCAGAACAGACUACUGACGAUGCCGAUGAUACCGUUGGACACAAAAGUUUCAUUUCGGCCACAGUGCAGACGGGGUUUUGUGACUGGAGUGCGAAGUAUUUUGCUCAGCCAGUCAUGAAGAUCCCAGAAGAGCAUGACUUGGAGAGCCAGAUUCGCAAGGAGAGAGAGUGGCGGUUUCUGCGCAAUGCUCGUGUCAGGAAGCAAGCCCAGAAGAUCAUCCAGAAGGGUAUUUCCCGGCUGGAUGAUCAGAUCUUCCUCAACAGGAACCCGGGCGUCCCCUCCGUGGUGAAGUUCCACCCGUUCACGCCCUGCAUUGCCGUAGCCGACAAAGACAGCAUCUGUUUUUGGGACUGGGAGAAAGGGGAAAAGCUGGACUAUUUCCACAAUGGGAACCCUCGAUACACCAGGAUCACAGCAAUGGAGUACCUGAAUGGACAGGACUGCUCCUUGCUGCUGACUGCCACAGAUGAUGGUGCCAUCAGAGUAUGGAAGAACUUUGCAGACCUGGAAAAGAACCCAGAGAUGGUCACUGCCUGGCAGGGGCUGUCAGACAUGCUGCCAACUACACGAGGUCUGGCCCGAAGGGUUUCAAUCUAUCUUGACAGAAGUAAACAGGGAGGAGCAGGAAUGGUAGUCGACUGGGAACAAGAAACCGGGCUCCUGAUGACAUCGGGAGAUGUGAGGAUAAUCCGGAUCUGGGACACAGAUCGGGAAAUGAAAGUACAGGAUAUCCCCACUGGAGCUGACAGCUGUGUGACCAGCCUCUCGUGUGAUUCUCAUCGUUCAUUAAUUGUGGCGGGGCUGGGUGACGGCUCCAUCCGCGUGUUUGACAGGAGGAUGGCUCUGAGUGAAUGCCGUGUCAUGACCUACCGAGAGCACACAGCCUGGGUGGUGAAAGCAUACUUGCAGAAACAUCCAGAAGGCAACAUCAUGAGUGUCAGUGUAAAUGGAGAUGUGCGGUUCUUUGACCCCCGGAUGCCAGAGUCCAUGAAGGUCCUUCAGAUAGUCAAAGGGCUGACGGCCCUUGACAUUCACCCCCAAGCCAACCUCUUUGCAUGUGGCUCAAUGAAUCAGUUCACUGCAAUCUACAACGGAAACGGGGAGCUGAUCAACAAUAUCAAAUACUACGAUGGUUUUAUGGGACAAAGAGUUGGAGCCAUCAGCUGCCUGGCUUUCCAUCCUCACUGGCCUCAUCUGGCAGUCGGAAGCAAUGACUACUACAUCUCGGUGUACUCAGUGGAGAAGCGGAUCAGAUAACGGCUCGUGGCAGCGGCACUGGAGAAGGGAGUCCCAGCAGGCAGGGCCGUGUCUCACCCAUAAUGUACAUAGUGAAAUUAUCGACUUGAAUGUUUAGUGUUGGCUGCUGCUGCAACCCAUAACUUGAACAUUUUUUUUUCCUGACUUAGCUACUGAUGAUUUUGACAAGGGGAAAAGAGACAAUCUCCUUUUUUG